CGCCAUUUAAAGCAUAGCUUUGUUUAUAAAACGAUUUAAAGUUUUCAUAAAUGAAUGUUUGAAUCAAUCGUUAACUGAAUCGUCGGUUAAAUCACAACUCAAUUAACAAUUUUGAUCCCAAAUUAGAUACACAUCUGUUGUUUGAGACAAUGGCUGAAGACCUGGACGUAGAGGCGAUGCUGGAGGAGGCCAUCAAACCAUACAAUCAUAAGGAGUCAAGCAAUGCAUUGGCCGUCAAUGGGUCUGACAAAGAGAAGAAAGAGAGUAAAGACAAAGACAGGCGACGAAAAAGGAGUCGAAGUCGAGAAAGAGAUCGCAAAUCAGAGAAAUCUCGAGACAAGGAGAGGAAGAGGAGUCGAAGUCGAGACAAAGAUAGGACUAAAGACACUAAAGAUAGAGAAAAGGAUAAAGAAAGGGAUAAAGAGAGGGAUAGAGAUAAGGAUAAAGAGAAGGAUAGGGAGAGUCGAAGAGAGAAAGAGGGCGAACGGCCUCGAGAUCGUCAUCGAAAGAGUCGGAGUCGAGACCGAGAGCGCCGCAGAAGAAGCCGAUCCAAGAGUAGAGACCGGAGACGCAGGAGUGGGAGUUGGGAGCGGUGGGGAAAUGGACGCCGCAAUCGGUCGCGAUCUCGAAGUCCAAUGCGUUACGAAGAGUUGCCUCCCGAGGAAAGGGAUCAAAGGACAGUGUUUUGUAUGCAAUUGGCCGCUAGGGUUAGAGUCAGAGAUUUGGAGGAAUUCUUUUCAGCGGUCGGAAGAGUGAGAGAAGUUCGGCUCAUUAUGGAUAACAAAACGCGAAGACAUAAAGGCAUCUCUUAUAUAGAAUUCUAUGACAUCUCUUCGGUUCCUUUAGCUCUGGCCAUAUCGGGUCAGAAGUUGUGCGGCGUUCCCAUCAUUAUACAGCCCACUCAGGCGGAGAAGAACCGAAUGGCCACUACUUCUACUAGUAUUCAAAGGGGUUUUGCCGGACCGAUGCGACUAUACGUCGGUUCCCUUCACUUCAAUAUAACUGAAGACAUGUUGAGAGGAAUUUUCGAGCCUUUCGGACGAAUAGACAAAAUAGAGCUCAUGAGGGAUAUGGAGACGAAUCGCUCAAAAGGUUACGGUUUUAUCGCUUUCCACGACGCGGAGGACGCGAAGAAGGCGUUGGAACAGCUCAACGGCUUUGAACUCGCGGGUCGACCCAUGAAAGUGAAUCACGUGACGGAGAGGCAAGAGAUGAUGCAGAUGAGCUCUAUGCUCGACACCGAUGAGUUGGACAGGACUGGCAUCGAUUUGGGAACCACUGGAAGACUGCAACUCAUGGCCAAACUAGCGGAAGGCACUGGCAUUCAGUUGCCUCAGGCGGCCGUUACGGCGCUUCAGAUCAGUCGGGAAGCGGCGGCCGCACCGGCAGUAACGACAGCACCGACCACGACGUCUAGUAACGGAAGCGCCGCCACAAUUGCCACCCAAUGUUUUAUGUUAAACAACAUGUUUGACCCCAACAACGAUGAAACCAAAGCCAAUCCCCUCUGGUUUGAAGAGAUCCGCAAUGAUGUCAUCGAAGAAUGUCGUAAACACGGCGGCGCUCUUCACGUGUUUGUCGAUAAGGCCUCCAAAGGAGAUGUUUAUGUCAAGUGUCCCACCAUUUCCUCGGCAUCCGCUUCGGUGACGGCCCUUCACGGCCGAUGGUUUGCAGGUCGUUUAGUGACUGCAGCCUAUGUUCCAGUCAUUCAUUAUCACAACUUAUUCACAGAGUCUGCAAUAGCGACGACACCCCUCUGACCGAAGCAUACCCUUUGGACAUAACAUUUGGAUAUUUUUUCAAACAAUAAACUAUUAUUAAUUACACUUUAAUCUGAAUCAGAUUACCUGAACAUUAGAUAAUAGAGUUGUAUUUCAACGUUUUUGUGUCCAUUUAUUGUUAUUUUUCUUAUGUCUUAAUAUUUAAAAUCAUUUAAUUAAUUCUAAACACAAAUGUAAAUCACUUUUGCCAACAAAUUAAUAAAGUAAUUGUAUUUGAUAUUAA
Messenger RNA from Medioppia subpectinata, 2004 nucleotides. The record is from the annotation of a GenBank genome assembly. NCBI's taxonomy places the organism in Eukaryota, Metazoa, Arthropoda, Arachnida, Sarcoptiformes, Oppiidae.